Molecule: messenger RNA, 1866 nt
Organism: Penicillium expansum
Lineage: Eukaryota; Fungi; Ascomycota; Eurotiomycetes; Eurotiales; Aspergillaceae
Product: ferric reductase family protein
Exons: 1
Coding region: 1-1866 (621 amino acids)
Biological process (GO): copper ion import; intracellular iron ion homeostasis; iron ion transport
Cellular component (GO): plasma membrane
Molecular function (GO): ferric-chelate reductase activity
Source: RefSeq, a predicted model, not a curated record
AUGGCAGCAACUCAUUCACAUAUCGCGGCACGAGGGUACGGGUCAAAUGCCACAUACAUCUAUGAGUACUCAAGGGGGUUGGGUGGCGUGGACGUCCCUCGUGACGUGAUCUUUACUCGGAUUAUCUACGUUACCCUGAGCGUCGUGGCAGUCGCAUUGUUCUGUGGCCGGGUUGCCCAGAUCAGCCAUGCCUAUCUACGCCAAAUCACCGCAAAUAGCGCAGACAAGCGCCAGCAGACCUUUUGGGCCCAGGAACAAUCAACGUGGUGGCCCAACGUCAAGAAGCACGUCCUAUACGCCCCCUUAGGAAAGAAGAGACACAACCGAGAAUUACAGCUCUCUUCCGCUGUCAACGUCGGCACCUUACCCUCCCGACUGCAGACCCUCCUGGUCGCACUAUACUUCGCUACCCAGGUCGCAUACUGCGUCAUCCUGGAUUAUAGCGUCAACAACAAGGCAGCCUUGGUGGCCGAGCUGCGCGGCCGAUCCGGGACGCUGGCCGUCCUCAAUAUGGUCCCGCUGUUCCUCCUCGCCGGCCGAAACAACCCCUUGAUCGCAAUACUCCACAUCAGCUUUGACACAUACAACCUCCUCCACCGCUGGCUAGGCCGCAUGGUCGUCCUCGAGUCAGUCGCCCACACAGCUGCAUGGGCCGUCAACGCCGUCGAUGAGGAAGACUUCAGCCGCAUGCUUGUCCGCGUGCGUGAUACCCCCUUCUUCCUAUGGGGCCUGGUAGGCACAGCCGCAAUGGUCUUCCUCAGUCUACACUCCCCGUCGCCCAUCCGCCACGCCUUCUACGAGACCUUCCUCCAUCUGCACCAACUCGCCGCAGUGCUCGCUUUCGUCGGCGUAUGGCUGCACUUGAAGCUAGACAAUCUCCCACAGCAAAGCUGGGCGAGAACAAUCGCCUGCAUCUGGCUCGGCGACCGACUCGCGCGCCUCUUCCGUCUCGUCCACCUGAACAUCUCAACCUCAGGUACGACAACAAUGGUCGUCGAAGCUCUCCCAGGCGAAGCCUGCCGCGUAACCUUCCACCUGCCCAAACUCGUCCAGAUCGAACCGGGUUGCCACGUAUUCGCCUACAUCCCCAGCAUCUCAUGGUGGAUGUCACACCCAUUCUCAAUCGCCUGGGCCGAACCCAGCACGAGCAACACAGCAGCAUUAAUCCCCUCCGCAACCCAACCACAAACACAAACACUUGGCAAAGGAUACAACGACCUAGAAAAACAAUCGGACCUCCCAACCAAACCCACAAAACCAACAACCCAAGUCUCCCUCAUAAUCGGCGCCCAAAAAGGCAUGACCCGCCGUCUCUUCAACCUCGCCAACGCCUCCCCCUCCAAAACCCUCACAUUAUCAGGCUUCAUCGAAGGCCCCUACGGCUCACACCCAACAAACCCCUCCAGCUACGGCACAACAGUCCUCUUCAGCGCCGGCGCAGGAAUAACCCACCACUUGCUCUACACGCGCGCGCUCGUGACAGCCGCAGCACAGAACACCGCCGCAACGCGGAAAGUCUAUCUGAUCUGGUCGGUCCGCUCUACAGACCACCUCACCUGGGUGAGUAAGUACAUGGACCAGAUCCUGCGCUUGCCGAAUCGGAGGGAUAUCCUCGUUGUUAAGCUUUUCGUCUCGAAGCCGCGUCGCGCGGCGGAUAUCGUUAGUCCAUCGGCGACGGUGCUUAUGCAUUCUGGGAGGUGUAGGCCGGAUGUUGUUCUUGAUGAGAUUCUGCCCGGACGGACUGGGGCUACGCUGGUUAGUGUUUGUGGGCCUGGGGCUUUUGCGGAUGAGGUUCGGUCUGCGGCGAGGGAGAGGAUUGGGAAGGGGGCUGUGAUUGAUUUUGCGGAGGAGGCUUUUACGUGGUGA